Ceratosolen solmsi marchali is the source of this 908-nucleotide messenger RNA. It is a transcript of the gene Prosbeta7, whose product is annotated as proteasome subunit beta type-4. Gene Ontology annotation, cellular component: cytoplasm; proteasome core complex. The record is from RefSeq and is a predicted model, not a curated record. Bases 50 to 805 code for a protein of 251 amino acids. Lineage: Eukaryota; Metazoa; Arthropoda; Insecta; Hymenoptera; Agaonidae. The transcript has 5 exons.
GGGGUAAGAGAAAUAAGCCACAGCAUGACAUUGGAAGUCAGUGGUAGUGAUGUCGUUCUUUAAUCGAGCUGAUUACUUUGAUCUGCCUUACUGGCAAAAUGGACCGGCACCCGGAUCGCUUUAUCAUUUUCCAGAUUUCACGACGAAUUUCAAUUCCGAUGCUAUACAAAGAACCCAAUCGCCAAUGGUUACGGGUACGUCUGUCGUGGGAAUGCAAUUCAAAGAUGGUAUAAUCAUUGCCGCCGAUGUCUUGGCUUCUUACGGCUCGCUCGCUCGAUUCCGAAAUUGCGAGCGAGUUAUUAAAGUUAAUGACAACAUUAUUCUUGGAGCUGGCGGCGAUUACGCUGAUUAUCAGUAUCUGAGAAGCCUCAUUGAACAAAAAAUUCUAGACGAACAGUGUCUCGACGAUGGAUUCAAAUUAAAGCCAAAGUCAUUACAUUGCUGGUUGACCAGAGUAAUGUAUAAUAAAAGAUCAAGUUUUGAUCCUUUGUGGAAUAAUUUUAUCAUUGGAGGCAUCGAAGAUGAUCAAUUAUAUUUAGGCACUGUUGACAAAUUGGGAACAGCCUUCACAGAUCCGGUAAUUUCAACAGGAUACGGCGCUUACUUGGCAACGCCCAUUAUAGCCAAAGCCUAUGAGGCCAACAGUCAAAUGACCGAGAAAGAAGCCACGGAUCUCAUUUAUAAAGUUAUGCAAGUCCUUUUCUACAGGGAUGCAAGGUCCUUCCCAAAAUACCACCUUGGAAUAAUCACAAAGGAAAAAGGAAUUGAAAUAAGAGGUCCGAUUAGCAUUGUUACCGAUCAAUGAAUUGUAAAAUAAUGAAAAGUUAUUGUAAGGUGACCGAUUCAAGUUUACUUAAGAUAACCACCAGGCUUCAAGGUGUUUUCAUAAAUGCAAUUUAAUUACCCUA